This is a messenger RNA of Nelumbo nucifera (sacred lotus), 963 nucleotides long. The record is from RefSeq and is a predicted model, not a curated record. Lineage: Eukaryota; Viridiplantae; Streptophyta; Magnoliopsida; Proteales; Nelumbonaceae.
AUGUCUAAGGCAUAUGACAGGAUUGAAUGGGUGUUUCUUACCACAAUUUUGCAAAAGUUGGGCUUUAAUGAGAAGUUUGUCAAGCUUAUUCACUUGUGCAUUUCUACCUCCUCUUUUUCAAUUCUAGUCAAUGAAGAGAAUUCUAACAAGUUCUAUCCUCAACGGGGGUUACGUCAAGGUGAUCCUUUAUGUCCAUAUUUGGUCAUUAUGUGCAUGAGUGCUCUAUCUCUUUUGCUUUCAAAACUUGUUGAGCAUAAGAAACUGUCUGGAAUCAAGAUUGCUCGCGGAUGCCCAAUAGUCUCACACAUGAUGUUUGCUGAUGAUUUAGUAAUUUUUGGCAAAAACACGGUACAUGAGCUUGAAAAUGUAAAGAAGGCACUUCAGAUUUUUGGUUGUAGUUCAGGGCAAGAAGUCAACUAUGCAAAAUCUGGUAUUCUCAUUAGUAAGAACGUGCAUCACCAUCUUCGUAAUAUGUUAGUUCGUUUCCUGAAGGUGAAAAGUAUCUCACAAAGAGACAAAUAUUUGGGAGCCCCCCUAUUUAUAGGCAUAAACAAGAAUGAAGUUUUUUCUUCGGUGGUAAAAAGGGUCUGUGACAAACUUAAUGGUUGGCGUGCACAUACUCUCUCAGUUGUAGGUCGGGUUGCAUUUGUGAAUCAUAUGGUAACAGCUAUUCCUACUUACUUGAUGUCAGUACUUUCACUCCCCAUAACAACAUGUGAUGACAUAGAGAAGGUUAUGCAUCGUUUUAUUUGGGGAGCUUCUGAUUCGAACAAUUUCUAUCCGACAAUUUCAUGGCAAAAGAUAUGCUUACCGAAAGUUGCAAGUGGCUUAGGUGUGAGACGAAUGAAAUACUUCAAUGAUGCUUUGUUAGCUAAGGUUGGGUGGAGAAUCUUGAUUGAACAGGGUUCUAUAUGGGUUUCAAUUUUGAAGUCAAAGCAUUUUCCAUUUGAAGAGUUAUUGUGA